CUCCGGCCCUCUUGUAUCUACUUUUCAGCUAACUAAAAAUUAAAAUUUGAGCUGAAUGUUCUGAAUGAAGAACAAAUGCUCCAUGUGUAAUCCACUUUUAGACACAGAGAGAGAGAUUCACAUUCUAGUUAGAGAAAAUCUCGAGUUUGAUAUUUUUAUAGGAAUUAUCUAUAGCUGCGGCAUGACAGCAUAAAUAGACAACUCUUAGUGCCCGAACAUAAUUUUCCGGUGGCAAUGGCAAUCAGCACCGUGGUUUCGCACCGGAAUUUCGGCUAUUUCGUCGGUUCUGGACGAGUUUAUCAUCGAGAAACACUACCAGAUCGUCAAAGAUGUCAGGACUCAAGUCUCACUGCGGUGCAGUAUGUGCAUAAGAAAAUGUCCUGCAGCAAGCACCAUCAUCCGACGGCAAGCUUUUCAUUUGGCUACGUGUAUCACUCAUCCAUUCCUGCUAGAGAUAACCCAAACAGAGAAAUCCCAAGAUCAAAGGCGAUGUCUCAUCUUAACUUGGAUCCUGUUCUCAUAAUGUCCCAUCAGACAAGCAAUAAGCUUACGUCCAUGAACAAAAGGGUAAAAAGCAGGGGAGCAUAUGAAUCAUGUCUUUCAACAGCUUACUCUGAUGCUGGUUGGAUUCAAACAAGGAAGUUGGAUAAGCUCGGCUUUAACUAUGGCCAGAAGCCUCCAUCAAAACAUACAACAGUGAUGAGGACCCGGGCCGAAUUCAAAUCCGAAGAGCAUGACUUUACAAGCACUGAGUUUGAGACCCCAGUAUCACCUGAGGGGGAAAGUGAAGCUGCUUUACCGGAAGGAGCUGAGCCAGCAAAAACAUGGGGGAGCCAGUUCCCUAAGCGUUGGGUGAUGGUGCUCCUCUGCUUUGCUGCAUUUCUGUUGUGCAAUAUGGACCGUGUGAAUAUGAGCAUAGCAAUACUCCCUAUGUCGAAGGAAUUUAAUUGGAACAGUGCUACAGUUGGCCUAAUUCAGUCUUCUUUUUUCUGGGGUUAUCUGCUCACUCAGAUCAUUGGUGGCAUUUGGGCUGAUAAAAUUGGUGGGAAGCUAGUACUCGGUUUUGGAGUUGUUUGGUGGUCUAUUGCAACAAUGUUCACCCCAAUUGCUGCCAGAAUUGGACUCCCUUGCUUACUUGUAACGCGGGCUUUUAUGGGAGUUGGUGAGGGUGUGGCUAUGCCUGCCAUGAAUAAUUUGCUAUCAAGAUGGAUUCCUGUUUCCGAAAGAAGCAGAUCCCUUGCACUAGUGUACAGUGGCAUGUAUCUUGGUUCAGUUGCUGGUUUGGCAGCGUCUCCUGCAUUGAUACACAAGUUCGGUUGGCCAUCUGUUUUCUACUCUUUUGGUUCCCUUGGAAGUAUCUGGUUUGCACUUUGGUUGAGCAAAGCCUACAGUUCACCUCAAGAAGAUCCAAGUCUAAGUUUGGAGGAGAAGAAGUUGAUCGUGGGAGGCAACAUUUCCAAAGAACCAGUGUCUAGUAUUCCAUGGAAGAAGAUUUUGUCUAAGGCUCCUGUGUGGGCUCUCAUUAUAUCCCAUUUCUGUCAUAACUGGGGAACAUUUAUCCUGUUGACCUGGAUGCCGACUUACUAUAACCAGGUUUUGAAUUUCAACCUCAUGGAAUCUGGAUUACUUUGUGUGCUUCCAUGGCUCACUAUGGCUGUGUUCGCUAAUAUAGGUGGUUGGGUUGCAGAUAACCUUAUCAGUAGAGGCUUCUCAAUUACAUCAGUUCGAAAGAUAAUGCAAUCAAUCGGGUUCCUGGGCCCUGCUUUUUUUCUGACCCAACUUGGUAACGUAAAAACACCUGCCUUAGCAGUGCUGUGCAUGGCUUGCAGUCAGGGAUCAGAUGCAUUCUCGCAAUCUGGUCUGUACUCCAAUCACCAAGAUAUUGGGCCGCGUUAUGCUGGAGUACUGCUUGGAUUAUCCAACACUGCAGGCGUACUUGCUGGUGUCUUUGGGACUGCUGCAACCGGAUACAUUCUUCAACACGGUUCUUGGAAUGACGUGUUCAAAGUGGCCGUCGUGCUGUACAUUGUGGGCACAAUAGUGUGGAACUUGUUCUCCACUGGAGAGAAAAUCCUGGAGUAAUAUUUAAGUUACUACACCAGUAAAACGAGAAAUGGAAGGAACAUAUGAGGUCGCAUAAGUCGCAAAGAAAUGAGAUGGAUCGAAUCUUCAGACUUCUUUAGACAUCGAGCCCUAUCGACAGUUUAGCUGUUGGGGAUGAUCAUGCAUAUUGUAUCAAGUAAGUGAAAUAUCUUUCAUGUUUACUAAUAUAUGCUAAAAUUAGCAAGGCCUAUACCAGACCCUAGAGAGUGGUUGUUUUUCCUUUGACUUGUAAGAUGUCUUGGAAAACCUCAUAUUAUCGAAUUUAUUUUCUUAGUAGAUCAAAACUAUUCCUUUAUUUCUUAA
Salvia splendens (bonfire salvia) is the source of this 2406-nucleotide messenger RNA. RefSeq names its product ascorbate transporter, chloroplastic. The transcript is spliced from 11 exons. Gene Ontology annotation, biological process: transmembrane transport. Gene Ontology annotation, molecular function: transmembrane transporter activity. The record is from RefSeq and is a predicted model, not a curated record. The coding region runs from base 235 to 2082 and encodes 615 amino acids. NCBI's taxonomy places the organism in Eukaryota, Viridiplantae, Streptophyta, Magnoliopsida, Lamiales, Lamiaceae.